This is a messenger RNA of Trematosphaeria pertusa, 841 nucleotides long. Its product is annotated as lytic polysaccharide monooxygenase. NCBI's taxonomy places the organism in Eukaryota, Fungi, Ascomycota, Dothideomycetes, Pleosporales, Trematosphaeriaceae. The coding region runs from base 1 to 795 and encodes 264 amino acids. The record is from RefSeq and is a predicted model, not a curated record. The transcript has 2 exons.
AUGCGUUGGUCCCCUUGCACCGCCGUGGCCUUCGCCGCGAUUUUCACGCCCGUCUUCGCCCACUGGAACUACGAGUCCGUCCUCCUAAAUGGCAAAGACACUGGCGUAUACGAAUACGUACGCCGCACCAAGAACAGCAACGGUCCCAUCACAGACGUCUCCUCCAAAGACAUAAUCUGCAACAAUGGCGGCAUCGACGACGACGUCAUGAGCGCAACAAAGACGCUCAGCGUCAAGCCAGGCGACCAGGUCGGCUUCCGCAUCCGCGACAUCUUUGGGCAUCCCGGCAUCCAGCAGGUGUAUUUGAGCAAGGCGCCCGGGAUGGCACAAUCGUACAAGGGCGAUGGGGAUUGGUUCAAGGUGUACUCCCUCACGACGUCAAAUCUCACCAACGACCCGAUCUUCUGGGCGCCGUUCAAGGAUAACGUCGGUAUUUACAAUUUCACAUUCACGCUGCCAACGACGCUGCCGAGCGGGCAGUAUUUGAUGCGUGCGGAGGGGCUCGCGCUACAUAGUGCGGGAACGGUGGGUGGUGCGCAGUUUUAUAUCGGGUGUGCGCAGCUCGAAGUAACCGGCGGUGGGAGGGGUAGUCCAGGACCAACGGUGAAGUUUCCGGGUGCUUAUACUGGGAAUGAGCCGGGCAUUCUGGUCGGUCUGUAUUGGCCGCCGCUGCGCAAUUACACGGCGCCUGGUCCGGCGGUGUGGCCCACCAACUGCGAGGACCAUUCUCCUAACUACUUUGGGAAGACGAGUGAUGGAGAUUGUACGCCUCUAGCCAAGGGCGCAACAGGAUAACUGAGACUUGUAGUGGGGGGUCGAAUCUUCUUGUGGUGAGGGAUUG